Pungitius pungitius (ninespine stickleback) is the source of this 5056-nucleotide messenger RNA. It is a transcript of the gene spns2, whose product is annotated as SPNS lysolipid transporter 2, sphingosine-1-phosphate. The record is from RefSeq and is a predicted model, not a curated record. Lineage: Eukaryota; Metazoa; Chordata; Actinopteri; Perciformes; Gasterosteidae. Bases 272 to 1780 code for a protein of 502 amino acids. The transcript is spliced from 13 exons. Gene Ontology annotation, cellular component: membrane. Gene Ontology annotation, biological process: transmembrane transport; lipid transport; sphingosine-1-phosphate receptor signaling pathway. Gene Ontology annotation, molecular function: transmembrane transporter activity; sphingolipid intramembrane carrier activity.
AAUGCUGUGUGUAGGCUACUCGGGAAAAAAAAAGGAAAAAAAGAAAUCCAAAGGAGCUCACAGUCCGUCAGUCACCGCACACUGGUAGACAAAUAUGAUCCCGAGAGGAGCGACUCCUGCGCUUCAACACUCCGGACAACAACUCUGCCGCGAAUAAUUCACAGAAGCUGAAAUCACAGAUCAUCGCAGCGCCUGCUCUCCCGGUUGAAUUGCUCUCUUCUCCAUUCUCGUACUCUCUCCCUCUUCUGCGCUGGAUCUUUCGUGCCAGAAAAUGUGUGUGGAGGGCGAUGGAUGCGAGAUCGAAGGCUGCAGCAGUUCGGACGAGGUGCGCACGCUGUCGGGCAGCAUGAGUCCCGCUCUCAAGUCCAGCCCGGACCUCCACCCGUGCAAACCCGGCCACAAAUUCCGCGCCGCGCUGCUCAGAUGCCGCUCACCGACCGCCGCCGCCGGGAUACUCAGCUUUGGCAACGUCCUCAAUUACAUGGACAGAUACACUGUGGCCGGUGUUCUGCUUGACAUCCAGCGGCAUUACAAAGUAUCCGACAGUGGAAUCGGCUUGUUGCAAACAGUCUUCAUCUGCAGCUUCAUGGUGGCCGCCCCCAUCUUCGGUUACCUGGGCGACCGCUUCAACAGAAAGGUCAUCCUGAGCUGCGGCAUUUUCUUCUGGUCCAUUGUGACUCUGUCAAGCUCCUUCAUCGGCAAAGAGUACUACUGGCUGUUUGUACUCUCCAGGGGACUGGUGGGAAUCGGCGAGUCCAGCUACUCCUCCAUUUCUCCCACCAUCAUAGGAGACCUGUUCACUAAUAACAGCCGCACCAUGAUGCUCUCUGUCUUCUACCUGGCCAUCCCACUGGGAAGUGGGUUGGGUUACAUCCUGGGCUCCAGCGCCAAGGUGGCUGCGGGGGACUGGCACUGGGCACUGAGGGUCUCCCCAGUAUUAGGGAUUACCGCGGGAACCCUGAUCCUGAUCUUCGUGCCUGAGCCAAAGAGAGGCGUCGCUGACCACUUGGGACGCAUCAGGAUCCGCACCUCCUGGCUGUGUGACAUGAAGGCGCUCGCCAAGAAUCGGAGCUAUGUGUUCUCCUCCCUGGCAUCCUCGGCAGUGUCUUUUGCCACUGGGGCGUUCGGGAUGUGGAUCCCUUUGUACCUGGCCCGAGCCCAGGUGGUGCAGAAGACAGCAGAGGACUGCACCAAAGAGAUCUGCAGUAGCAAAGACAGCCUGAUCUUCGGGGCGAUCACCUGUGUGACGGGCCUGUUGGGCGUGGUGAUCGGGGCGGCCACCACGCGCCUAUGCCGCCAGAAGACAGAGCGAGCCGACCCGCUGGUGUGCGCGGUCAGCAUGCUGGGAUCAGCCAUCUUCAUCUGCCUCAUCUUCGUGGUGGCAAAGAAGAGCAUUGUCGGAGCCUACGUUUGCAUCUUUAUUGGAGAAACACUGCUUUUCCUGAAUUGGGCCAUAACAGCAGACAUAUUAAUGUUUGUCGUUAUCCCCACAAGAAGAGCAACGGCAGUGGCUUUUCAGAGCUUCACCUCUCACCUGCUGGGUGACGCAGGAAGUCCGUACCUGAUAGGCCUGAUCUCCGACGCCCUUCAGCAGAGCUACACGACGUCAGCACUGUGGCGGUUCCUCAGUUUGGGCUAUGCCCUCAUGCUCUGUCCCUUCAUCAUCGUCCUGGGGGGCAUGUUUUUCUUGGCCACGGCGCUGUUUUUCCUGGAUGACAGGGAGAAGGCUGAGAAACAGUUGAGCCAGAUGACACGACCGCCCUCCACAGUCAAGGUAUGACCAGGUGACAACAACAUGAGGAGCCACCUGAAGGAGCAGCCAAACUCUAAAGAUGACACAUGGGAGUUAGAACUAAGGCCAGCCGAUCCACUCGUUUGAAGUCAUGUCCACGUUCUCGUCAUUGCCGUCCCUGCCACGAUCCUCCCCCUCUUCACCCCUCCUCCUCCUCCUCCUCCUCCUCUUGGCUCCUGCUGCUCUUUGUCUAUGCAGACUCACAGAAGCUGCUCAGAACUAGAACGAGGGAGCGUCUUGCCCCUCCUUGAUACGCCUCUAAAUCACAGGUCAGUGAGAGGGAGCACAGUCGCGAGCUGAUUGCCGACCAGCCGACAGCUGGUGUCCUCCACCCCUCUGUCCCCAAGGAUCCACUGAACCUUCCAGGGAGGACUUUAGGGGGCCACAAUCCCCUGUGACCCCCCCCCCCCCCCCCCCGACUCCUGAUACCAUACUACUGAAUGCUGACAAUGAACCUGCCUGUCUGUCUGCUUGUCUGUCUGUCAUAUUGGCUGUCAAUCUGCACCAAGUGCCAUAGCGUCAUUACAUUCCUUCUGACUUUGCACUGACCCACAACCCUCAUUGACUUCUGAUCACUGACUAUGUUUACAUGCGUGCCAGAAUUCAGCCAGAAUUCAGCCAUUAGCGAGUUUGAUUACGUUUGUAUUGGCUCGACAUCCGCAUGUGUCACCUGCAAUCAUUAGGCUCCAUUGGGGUCUGUGUUGCUCCAGUGCAAAUUACCCACAAUUCAUUCUGUCUUGGCUCUUAAACACUUUGAGCCGUUAAACAGAAAGAAGCUGUAUAAUUCAAGUUCUGUGGAGUGAGAGAUUUGUCUCGUUAAAGUUUUCGGCAGGAGUUUAAUUGCUCAUAUUAACCUCAGUAUUUACAUUGGACUUCAAUACGUUUACAUGAUGAAUGCAGUAUCCUCGCCAUCGAUCAAAGCUUAGUAAUCAUAGCCCUCAAAGUAAAAAACUGUUCCAUCAUCAGUAAAGCACCCUGAAAAAAUUGGCGCUUCCCCAUCAAACCGCUGUUUCCUUCUUCUUUUUUUUUUGAGCUUCUAGCACUUACAUAAGCGUGGACAGAUCCAGAGAACAUGACAGCGAUGGGAGAAUUCUGCACAUUAUUUUUCAUUAGCUUUCUUGUGAUUUUUUUUUUCCUGCAUGUUGUUGGAUUUGAAACGGGAGGUCACUGCCUAUGAUUGUUUCAGAAGGAAGGUGAUGCAAUCCGGGCAGUUUAAGCAGACACUGGACUUUAUGUUUUUAUAAUUUAUAAUGUACUUGCUUUUCCCAAAAGUAAAAGAAAAGCUUCUCUUCUGACUUUUAAGGAGUAGCUUAAUGUCUUUCUGUGUACACGAGAAGCAAUACAAAGAACCAACCUUUCUUAUCCACACUGCCUUUUGGGGGAGAGAGGUUUCUCUUCAGAGGGAUUUUCUUUCUGAUGGUUGGUUUUGAAUUUCUGGACACCAAACCUACACAGGGACGGAGUCGCUUUUAAUGACAGAUUCCACGUCCUGCCCAUGCUGGUUACAAUAGCAGCCAUUGUGGAAAGAUACCUUUAUACUUCGCAAUUGUAGAUAUCCCAUUCCACAAUUAAGAGAAUGGACCUUUUAGGAGAGCAGGGGCCGCGGUCAUCUCUUUAUUACUGAGGGGAAUCAAAAUUCCAGACAGGAACAGGAAAUCCUGGUGGCGACCUCUUAUCGCAGAGGAAUCCCCCCUUCCCCCCCCCCCAUCCCCUUUGAAACCUGACCAGCAAGUCCUGAGAUGUCUCUGCAGGGGUCUCUUUUAAUACCCCAACCACACAACGUAGAAAUACACAAAAGGGGGAGGGGGGGGUCGAUUUGUUUCCCUCAUAUGCUUAGACUGGUAUUUGUAAUCAUGCAACUUUAAUGCAAAACCCCACCAAAACAUAAGCUAUAGCUAGUUGCUUGUAAAGAUUUAGGUAAAAGCGUCAUUAGAAGCUACCCUGAGGGAUCCUUUUUUGUUGCAUAUUACCUGGAGGAUCAUUUUUUUUCUGCAACCUUGAAGCCACUAAUGGCGUCAAAGGUUUGAAAACAAACGCAUAAAAAGGAGAAAAAGGCACUUUUCAGACCUCCGAGAAAACACCGGAGGAGGAUAGAAUGACCUUAGCGGAGGCCCAAAGGGAAAGUUGAGGUGGUUCUUGUAGCAUUGAUGUGCGAGCAUGACUCACCGGCUGCGUGCGGGCUGCUGUGUGGGCAGCGUCUUUGCUGCCAGAUCAAUAGCUUUAGCUUCUCUCCGACUGCGUGGAGCUCUCUGAAUGUGACGCGUUUACACACCUACAUCUUCUUAAUGGACUAAGCUUACCUCCUUUUGUUGAUUUUCUUUGUCUUAAUGUUACCAAAUGAAUUAAAAAAUGUAAUAACUACCAUAGAGAUUUAUAUAUAUAUAUAUAUAGAUAUUAAGCUAUAUCAUGCAGCAACUUUAACAUAUUGUAAAUGAUGGCUUGGAUGCAAUGUAUUUAUUUGUUUGUUACCAUAAUGAAGAAUAAUCUAUAAAGGGAAAUAUAAGGUUUGAGUAUACUGCAAAUUGUUGUAUAUCAUUGGGUGUAGAAAUUGUUUGUUCAUUCUUUUGUAUCCCCAAGAAACUACACAUAAGCAUCAUACAUCACUGAGAUUUAUCCCGUUUACUGUGAUCAUGAACUGGACAUCUCACACACGUUACACACACACAAAAGGAACUGCGAUGUGGAUGGAUUUUACUGCUCCAAUGUUUAGGGUGCAAUACUUUUUGCAUUCAUUUUGUAGCUCUUGUAAAGAUUUUUUUUUAUUAUUAUUAUUUUGAGAACAUCCGAUCAAACCAUUUUGCACACCUAAAUGUUCAGGGAUUGAUUUUAACCACAGCCUCAGAAGUCUGUCACGUCACGCUCACAGCGCUGUAGUUGCUGACAUGUUGUCACCUGACAUGAAAAGGGACGUUGGCUCUGGUCAGCCGGGUCACCAAUUGAGUUUCACUUGCCAAAUUUAGUUGAUUUAGCAUCAAUUAUUUAGAAGUCCGUUGUAUUGAGUAAUUCUACGUUGAUAAUCACUGAAGUGAUGUGCUGGGAAAUGUGCUACUUCUUGUUAUACAAGAAUCCUGUAUAAAGAAACCUAUUUCUGAUGUUGAGCAGAAAACAGAGGUUAUUUUUUAUUUUUAGAGCGCGUCAAUACAAGAAAUGUGUAGAGAAAUCAAAGGAAUAUUGUUCUAGAACUGAACUGUGACGCUCCUUCUAGGGGAUUGAUAGAAAAUGUACAUGUCUGUAAAUCAAAUAAACCUAUUUAAUCACUUCAUA